Ipomoea nil (Japanese morning glory) is the source of this 1358-nucleotide messenger RNA. Its product is annotated as protein BRASSINAZOLE-RESISTANT 1. Gene Ontology annotation, molecular function: DNA-binding transcription factor activity. Bases 159 to 1127 code for a protein of 322 amino acids. The record is from RefSeq and is a predicted model, not a curated record. The transcript is spliced from 2 exons. Gene Ontology annotation, biological process: brassinosteroid mediated signaling pathway; DNA-templated transcription. Lineage: Eukaryota; Viridiplantae; Streptophyta; Magnoliopsida; Solanales; Convolvulaceae.
CACCGAACAAAAAAAGUACUCCGUAGUAAGAAACUGAGAGAUUCUUCUAAUACCAGAAAGCAGAGGCUGUGAGAUCGUGUUCCUCGUGAGCACUCUGAAACGCCAUAUACGCUUCUCUUCUCUCUGUACUAUUCAUCCAGAUAGAGAGAGAUAGGGAAAUGAUGUGGGAAGCCGGAGGAUCAGCGGCAUCGUUGUCGGGAGGCGGCGGCGAGGGUGGCGUUGGGGGUAGUAGUAGCGGGAGGAGGAAGCCGUCGUGGAGGGAGAGAGAGAACAACCGGCGGAGAGAGAGGAGGAGGAGAGCCAUAGCUGCGAAGAUAUAUACGGGUCUGAGAGCUCAGGGGAACUAUAAUCUUCCCAAGCACUGUGAUAACAACGAGGUCCUCAAGGCUCUCUGUACUGAAGCUGGCUGGAUCGUCGAGCCCGAUGGCACCACUUAUCGCAAGGGAUGCAAGCCAAUCCCAAUGGAGAUUGGAGGCACUUCAGCGAACAUCACCCCAAGCUCGUCGCGCAAUCCAAGCCCUCCAUCUUCCUACUUUGCUAGUCCAAUUCCAUCUUACCAAGCUAGUCCAUUAUCCUCGGCAUGUCCCAGUCCAACACGAGGCGAUGCCAAUAUUUCUCCACAUCCAUUUGUAUUUCUCCAUAACAGCAUUCCUUCGUCACUACCUGCCCUAAGGAUAUCGAACAGUGCCCCUGUAACCCCACCGCUUUCUUCCCCAACCAGGGUUCUCAAGCAGACUUUCAAUCUGGAAACUUUGGCCAAAGAUUCAAUGUCAGCCUUCAACAUCUCUUUCUUUGCUUCUGCCCCCACCAGCCCAACUCGUGGGCAUCGGUUCCCUGCCACUAUUCCUGAAUGCGAUGAAUCCGACACAUCCACCAUUGAUUCGGGCCAGUGGAUGAGCUUUCAGAAGUAUGCACCUAGCGUGGUUCCAACUUCCCCGACAUUUAACCUCAUGAAACCUGUUGCUCAACAAAUUCCGUCUAGUGAUGCAAUGUUCACCGAGGAAGGUAAAAGCAUGGAGUUUGACUUCGAGAAGGUUGCAAUGAAGGCAUGGGAAGGUGAAAGAAUUCACGAGGUAGGAUUGGAUGAUCUGGAGCUCACGCUUGGGAGCGGGAGUGCUCGCUCAUGAGUAGUUCAUCGAAUCGGCCCUUGCUUGUCUCCUCUUAAUUCUUUAUGAAGUUCUUUUCUUUUUCCUUCUUUUUUUUUUCAUUUCCUUGUAGUAAUUAAAAACUCCCUUUAAAAUUCUUUGCCUUUUUCCUUCUUACAAGAAUUACAUGUAGAUAGAUAUAUUAUAUUAUUAUUUGGAGUAAUAUUGCUCCCUUCUCUUCAUUGUAGUGGAGAUAUUUCUGCAAAUUUGUAC